GAAAAAAAUUAUUAUAAAUUAUCCGUGUCGCGCAAAUCGGUGCAUAAGUUGUGUAGAAGACAACAAAUUAGGGUUAUGUCGGAGAUCAAAGAGAACUUGAGUUCACAAAAUUCAUCUGUAUGUACCAUUGUUGAUAGGGAAUCAAUAAAGAAUAAUAAUGUUAAAGAUAAUCCUGGCUCAUCAAUUCCGGGCUGUAGUUUUUGGAGCAAUAGUCUUAAUGUUUCCACUGAUGAUUAUGGUAUUAGGGAUGACACUCAUAUUAUUAAUGAAUCUUCUUGUUCUUUCUCAUCUUCCUCAUCUUCAUGCGUUUUAGAUAUUAAUAAUACGUUGUCAUUAUCUUCCCAUGAUUUAUCACAAACAUCCUUUCGUGAACGAUUAGCAUCUUGCUUUGUCGACAAUAAAUUAAUUCAUAUGCAAGGUAAUAAUGUGUUAUCUCUCCUUAGAACACAUCCUUGCUUUUCGAAUUUACCUAAAGAUGUGAGAACUCUUCUUCAUACAUCACGAAAUCAAGUUGUUACAUAUAACGUAGAGCCAGGAGAGUACAUUUACUUUGAUGUGGAAGCACGUAUCGUUGAAAGUCUGUUAAACGUUUCAUUAACAUUUAUUCCUACACAGCUCCAAUUAGAUUUUAAUACUAAUGGAUGCACAUUGGAUAGAACAGGUACUAUUCAUAUCUGGCCUAUACAAUGUAGAGUAUAUAAUAUAUAGCAGGCAAAACCCUUUGUUGAAGGGAUUUAUAAAGUUUCAGGCACACAAUGUGAACAUCAUAAUGUCUUCCAUGGAAUCAACCAUUCUUUGAGAAAUGAUGACGAAUAUAUCAGAUAUGUAGACGAAGAUCAUCAUCAUAAAGAAGGCACAGGCCCAUUAUCGUUGCUCCCAAUAGGACAUUAUAAAAGAUAAUCUGACGACUGCUGCAAGGAGAAUUGAUCAUUGAUGAACGAAUACCAUUUAGGACGGAGUAAAGAAGGCCGAAAUAUAGAAUAUAAAAUAUAGAAGAAUCUAUAUUACAGAGAAAAUGUUCGUUUAGGCCAAAAGUGAAAGAUUUUGCGCAUAAGUUCUUCUACAUACAUAAUAACAUCACAAGCCGUGCGCGGACACAGAUGUCUACGGAUCUGUCAACAGUGCCUGCUCGAAUCUGUCGCCAAUCUGACGUCAGUCUGCGUACAGAUUGUUUACUGGGUUGUGAAGAAAUUGGAGCCAUUAAUUAAAAGACAGGAUACUCAUCUCCGACAAAGUAUCUCCCCUGCAGAAAGACUUGCUGUAACAUUACGUCAUUUGGCAACAGGUGAAAGUCAAGAAUCACUAUCUUAUACUUUCUGUCUUGGACAAAGCACUAUAUCUGGGAUCAUAAAGGAUACUUGUGCUCUCAUUUCUGUUUUGCAAGAAACACAUCUGAAAUUUCCUGACAGUGAAUUGGCUUGGAAAGUAAUUGUUCAUGAUUAUAUGGAAAGAUGGAAUUUUCCAAAUUGCUUGGGUGCCAUGGAUGGGAAACAUGUUCGGAUAGAUCCUCCACUUCAGUCUAGUUUCUCAUACUUCAAUUAUUGUACAAGGAAACGUUCAGUAUCGUGCUUUUGGGGGUUGUGGAUGCUCAACUUCGAUUUAUAUUCGUCGAUAAAAACGACAUUAAUAUUCCUCCACCAAGUCCCCUACCAGGAUCCCAAGGAACAAUGUACAGGAAAAAAAGAGAGAAGAAUUUAUAAUUACAGAUUAUCUAGAGCGAGACGAUGUGCGGAAAAUGCAUUUGGAGUCAUGGUCAGCAGAUUUAAUAUAUUCAGAUCUCCAAUGAGAUACGACCCAGAUGAUACUCGUUGCAUUGUAUUGGCGAUUUGUUGUCUUCAUAAUAUGUUGAGAUCUCACAGUAUAGGCCGUAUGAUAUAUACUCCACCAGGAUAUAUUGAUAUGGAAGAUGAAAUGACAGGUCAAUUGCAAUAUGGAGAAUGGCGAGAUGAGCAAGGACAAGAUUUAUUAAGAUUACAACAUCAAGGAGGCAAUCUCCAUGCUUCUGUUGCCAUAGAAAUGCGAAAAACUUUAUGUGAAUAUUUUAAUAACAUUGGAAGAAUACCAUGGCAAGAUCAGGCAAUUCAGUGACAGACAAAAUAAAAUAUAUUUUUGUAGAACUUUUAUUCACUUUGUAUUUUACCAGCUUUGUAUUUUAUUAGCAUAACAUAUUUAGAUAACAAUUAUAAAUAAACAAUAUUAAUAUUU
Messenger RNA from Harpegnathos saltator (Jerdon's jumping ant), 2205 nucleotides. RefSeq lists its product as uncharacterized. The record is from RefSeq and is a predicted model, not a curated record. Lineage: Eukaryota; Metazoa; Arthropoda; Insecta; Hymenoptera; Formicidae. The transcript is spliced from 8 exons. The coding region runs from base 1444 to 2088 and encodes 214 amino acids.